GUGUACGUCUGGGUGACGUUAGGGUGCCUUCAGACAUGUUCCUCCAUCAGAGGAUAGGUACCUGCCUACAACGCUUCCUGGCGCAGAAGUAAAUGCGACAGCUACGGAUGGUGUAAUUCCUCCUCCCCCAGUACUUGAAGAGCAACCAGGAGGUAAUCCGCCGUUCUUGGUAAUGCCUGGACCAAGUGCUGCCCCUGCUGCUGGUCCAUCACAGAUCAAUGCCCCCUUCCCGGUAAUGACCGCUCCUCCUCGUGCACCUUCCGCAGGCCCACAACAUUUUCACCCAAUACUCGCCAACCUAUCAAGGUUUCUUCCCCCAUUCCCCCCACCGAGUAUUACACAACAACAACAUCUACCCAACCGCCACCCAUCUACACGAAGCCCUCAAAUAUCUCCCUGCCCACCCAACCAUCGCCAACCAAAUCCGCCUAUGCGUCAACCUGAACGACGUCUACCCCCUGUCCGCAGCCAACACGGCCUACGUCCGUCCAGAUUGGGGAGCAAUCUUCCUCGAUGAGAUGGAGAUG
This is a messenger RNA of Lentinula edodes (shiitake mushroom), 527 nucleotides long. RefSeq lists its product as uncharacterized. NCBI's taxonomy places the organism in Eukaryota, Fungi, Basidiomycota, Agaricomycetes, Agaricales, Omphalotaceae. The annotation marks the transcript as partial. The record is from RefSeq and is a predicted model, not a curated record. The transcript has 3 exons.